AUUUCAUCAGCUCCAUCAUUUCAAAUCGGCCGUUUGCGCGCGAACAACUUGGCGAUACGCUACGGCGAUAAACCACCCAAAAACAUACCAGCUCUAAUUUUGAACGGCUGAUUCUUCGACCUCAUCUCACAAAAUACAAAACUGACCCUUUCGGCCCUCACACAAGAUGCAGCGGCCGCAGGCAUACGGGCAGUCGCCCCCUCUACACCACCCGGUACCCCAGCAUGUCUCGACCGUGCCACAGCUCCGAUCUCCUCCCCCGCCAGUAUCACAAUCCUCGCAAGGUGGUCAGGGCUACGGCGGCAGCCCAUACCCUCAGCAGCAAGGUGGCGCCGGCCCGCAGAACAUGUUUGGGCAGUACGGGCAGUUUAUGAACGAUCCGGCAGCGCAGGUGGCGGCACACUUUGGAAGCACGGCGUUUCGACAGGGACAGGAGCUCAUUGACCAGAAUAUAAACCGGUACCUGAGUGUGCACUUGCUUAAACACUACUUCAACGUUACAAACUCUUAUGUCAUCAACAAAAUCUACUUGGUUCUUUUCCCCUGGAGGCACAAGCCCUGGUCGCGCAAGCCAGCUAUGGGCCCUGGUGGACAAGAGGGGUAUUUGCCGCCGAGAGACGACGUCAACAGUCCAGACAUGUAUAUUCCUGUAAUGUCUCUGGUGACAUAUAUCCUUCUCUCGACCGCAAUUGCUGGUCUCAGGGGACAGUUCCAACCGGAACUUCUCGGAAACACAGCAGGAACGGCGCUCAUAGUGGUUGCUGCUGAAAUCAUUAUCCUGAAGCUUGGGUGCUACAUCAUGAGCAUAUCCAACAAUUCGCAACUACUGGACCUGGUCGCCUACUCCGGGUACAAAUUCGUCGGUGUUAUUGUUACUGUCGCCGUUGCUGAGGUUAUGAACGGCGGCAAAGGCACCGGCGGAUGGUCUGGCUGGUCUGUAUUCAUUUACACAUUCUUGGCCAACUCACUGUUCUUGAUGAGGUCGUUGAAGUACGUUCUGCUGCCUGAAAACGCCGACAACAGCAGGAUGCAGACAGACACACGCGCCAAGAGGAACCAGCGGACGCAGUUCUUGUUCUUCUACUCAUAUGUGGUACAGCUUUUCUUCAUGUGGAUCUUGUCUAGACCAUGAAAGGUCAUAACUGUCGGAAGGAAUUGGCCGUUUCAGCAAAAAAAUCUUUGACCUGUCGUAGGAUGUGCGAGCAGAGUGAACCUAUGACUAGAAUAGUCAGUCUAGACUAGAUGAGGCAGAGUAUUUAUCUUGUCCGUCUCGAACUGUAGGGAUCCGAUGGAUUUAGCAUUAGAAAGCAAAAAACCAAAGACCCUGAAUGAACAAGCCUCAAAAGAUGAUA
This is a messenger RNA of Pyricularia grisea, 1352 nucleotides long. RefSeq lists its product as uncharacterized. Gene Ontology annotation, cellular component: Golgi membrane; COPII-coated ER to Golgi transport vesicle; endoplasmic reticulum-Golgi intermediate compartment. Gene Ontology annotation, biological process: endoplasmic reticulum to Golgi vesicle-mediated transport. Lineage: Eukaryota; Fungi; Ascomycota; Sordariomycetes; Magnaporthales; Pyriculariaceae. The record is from RefSeq and is a predicted model, not a curated record. Bases 167 to 1132 code for a protein of 321 amino acids. The transcript is spliced from 4 exons.